Messenger RNA from Rhinichthys klamathensis goyatoka, 2579 nucleotides. RefSeq names its product muscleblind-like splicing regulator 2 (gene mbnl2). Lineage: Eukaryota; Metazoa; Chordata; Actinopteri; Cypriniformes; Leuciscidae. The coding region runs from base 760 to 1908 and encodes 382 amino acids. Gene Ontology annotation, molecular function: metal ion binding. The transcript is spliced from 10 exons. The record is from RefSeq and is a predicted model, not a curated record.
CCCACGAUCUGUCAGAACAGCUUGUUGCACGACCAGCUUCUUGGUAAACUAACUUGAGUUCGGCGUUAAAAUCUAAACCAGUUGCCUGACAAAUCGGGUUUCGCGCGGACCGACCAGAAUGUUCGCUUCGGUUAGAAAACAAGCCUUAAUUUCUUUGACUUAACGAGUCAUUUACGGCAGUUUCCAUCGAGCUCUUUUUGCUGUCUGCGUGAUUUGUGGUCAAGCGGCAGGUCAUGUUAACCAGAUCCCGGACAGAAGAAAGUGCCUUUUCUGACGUGGUUCCUACUUGAAGCUGCUCUCCGCGCCCAUCCUACACUGGCUUGGCCUCCGAAAAGAUCUCAAUUCCUCAGACUUGCCAAAGCACAAGGAACCAACACGCUCUUUCCAUUCACGGACCAUUAUUAGAUCUUGUUCCAAGGAGAGCCAUUGCCUUCAGGUAGAGUUUUCCACAACCGUCGGCCUCAAGACCAUUUGGAGACCUGGAGCAUGUUCUUAUUGUCGCUCCAGUGUUGUGCACCUGGGACUAAAUGACUGAUGAGCGACUUGACAGAGAUUGACAUCUUCACUGAUAGCGGCCAUCUCCCAUGCGACAGCCAACGGGGGUCUGAAUGUGACAUCUCUAUUUAAAGGACCUCGCCAACAAACUGAGACAAACCUCAAAACUACAUCAAGAAUCAAACACAUUCGCAGACUAUUAAAAAACAAGUCAACAAUCUACUGACGCCAUAGAGCCUGCAGGUUCUCGACACAACUUUUGCUAUGGCUUUAAACAUCGCGUCGAUACGAGACACGAAAUGGCUGACUCUCGAGGUGUGCCGGCAGUUUCAGAGAGGGACGUGCUCGCGCAGCGACGAGGAAUGCAAAUUCGCGCACCCACCCAAGAGCUGCCAGGUGGAGAACGGGCGGGUGAUCGCCUGCUUCGACUCGCUGAAGGGUCGGUGUACGAGAGAGAACUGUAAGUACCUUCACCCACCAGCGCAUCUGAAGACGCAGCUGGAAAUCAACGGACGCAACAACCUCAUCCAGCAGAAGACGGCAGCAGCGAUGCUGGCCCAGCAGAUGCAGUUCAUGAUCCCCGGCACCACCAUGCAACCAGUGCCUACAUUUCCUGUCAGCCAAGGUCUGGGCUCGAGCCCUGGACUGAGUUACGCGCCGUAUCUGACUCCCAUGAGCCACGGCAUGGGUCUGGUCCCCACAGAGAUGCUCUCCAGCACCCCAGUGAUCGUCCCGGGCAGCCCACCGGUCAACGUGCCGAGCUCGUCCUCCACACAGAAACUACUGCGCACCGACAAGCUCGAGGUGUGUCGCGAGUUUCAGCGGGGAAACUGCGCGCGCGGCGAGACCGACUGCCGCUUCGCCCAUCCUAGCGACAGCCCCAUGAUCGACACGAGCGACAACACGGUCACCGUGUGCAUGGACUACAUCAAGAGCCGCUGCUCGCGCGAGAAGUGCAAGUAUUUCCACCCUCCGGCGCACCUUCAGGCCAAGAUUAAAGCAGCUCAACAUCAGGCUAACCAGACCGCCGUCGCAGCGCAGGCCGCCGCUGCAGCCAUGACUCAGUCGACUGCCAAAGCAAUGAAGCGACCCCUCGAGGCAUCUGUAGAUCUGGCGUUUCCCCAUGGAGUCCUGCAGCCCCUACCAAAGAGACCAGCACUAGAAAAGAGUAACGGGGCCAGUACUCUCUUCAACCCCAGUGUCUUGCACUACCAACAGGCUUUGGCCAACGCACAGCUUCAGCAGCCCACCGCUUUCUUUCCCACAGGGUCAGUUCUGUGCAUGGCUCCUGCUAGCAGCAUUGUACCCAUGAUGUACAGUGCUACGCCUGCUACUGUCUCUGCAGCAACAACUCCUGCCACAAGUGUCCCCUACGCAACAACAGCACCAGCCAAUCAGAUCAUCUUGAAGUAAACCACCGGAGAGGAACGGGGUGUCAGGAAGCUGCUUUGAGAAACCCAAAAAGAUCCCCGUGUAAAUACGACCUGCCCUCCCCGAUAGAACUACAGCAACCUGCAUGAUAAAGCGUAAACACAUUAGCAAGCCACAACACACACACACACACACACCGUAUACCUGUUAUGCUCAGAAAAGCGACUCAACCGGUUUCUAACUAACUUCAAAAACAAAAAAUAUAAAAAACGAAACAAGAAAAUAUAUAUAUAUAUAUGUCAAUGUACAGCACGUUUCAUAGAGGCAUAAGUGAGAUUCAUCCGAAUGAUCGUCACCAGUCAGAUAAUGUGUAUUUUUCUCCCAUGGUCGGUUGUUUUAAAUGAAAAACAAAUGCACAAUGUUCACCCUGAGCGGACGACAAGCGCAAACACACACACACACACACACUCGGUUUGCACUGUCAGAAAUAGUGCUUAAUAAUAAGUGCUUGAUUGUCUUGAACGGGAGGACGUCUCCUGCAGAGUUUGUCUUAACAUCCCCAUGACCCUCCGGAUAGGGGAAAGGGGGGUUGCUUGAUUUAUUUUUUGGAUUUUUUUCUUGUUUUAAUACACCGAAUGUCACAUGGUGGACAAAAAGAAGAUUGUCUACUGGUCAAAAAAUGCGCCUCCCUCCGGUUUCUCCUUCUUGGACUU